AUGGGCGAGCAUUCACCCUGUGAUGCCUUGGUGCCAAUCAUAGUUGCCGAAUACGCUAUCAUUCAGAGCAUAGAUGAAGCGUUAUUUUCUGCUUCUGAACCUUCGCACGACUUUUCACAGGCUGACGGUGGAAUAGGAUGGCAGCGUCUAGAUUGGGUUACUGAUACCUGCGUUGAAUUAGAGUGUACACAGGCAGAAGAGCGGGCGAAAGGUAUCAUAGCAGAUUCGAAUGACACUCGACUGUCUCCCGAUGCAUAUGUGCAAAUGGCUUUACAACUAGCUUGGUUCAAGACUCGCGGCACAUUCACAGCAACGUACGAGACUGUGUUGACACGUCUCUUCGAUCGUGGUCGGACGGAGACAAUUCGUACUCUAACUGCGGACAGUCGUGCAUUCGUUCUCGCCAUGAUGGCUCCUUCGAGCUCUCUUGCUGAACGUCAAACGCUACUUCGUCGCGCGACUCAAACUCACACCACGUUGACGCGUGAAGCUGCCACUGGCAAAGGCAUCGAUCGACAUCUAUUGGGCCUUCAGCUGAUGCUACGUCCUGAAGAUGGCGAGCGAAGUCCUCUGUUCGAGGAUGAAUUCUUUCAGGAGAGUAAGGCUUGGAAACUUAGUACCAGUGGGCUGAGCGCUGGACAUCUGUUCAGGGGAACGGGGUUCGGCGCGGCGUAUAACGACGGCUACGGUAUCAAUUAUCUUGUGGGCCCAGACCUCAUAAAACUCGGAAUCGAGUCGAAACAUUCAUGUCAUCACACAUCGACUGCAGGUUUGCAAGCCGCCAUAGUUGAAGCUUUACGAGAAAUGGAGUUGGUCUGUACAGAGAGCAGACCAUUGCGGAUCACCCUCGUCAUGCUUAACAUCGUGAGCUAAAUAGGUUUGCAUAGAGCAUACUAUAGAACUCUACAUUCGUUUCGCGCGCGCGCAUUGCGCCUCUGGUCUUAUGUUCCACCUC
Heterobasidion irregulare TC 32-1 is the source of this 955-nucleotide messenger RNA. RefSeq lists its product as uncharacterized. Bases 1 to 873 code for a protein of 290 amino acids. NCBI's taxonomy places the organism in Eukaryota, Fungi, Basidiomycota, Agaricomycetes, Russulales, Bondarzewiaceae. The record is from RefSeq and is a predicted model, not a curated record. The transcript has 5 exons. Gene Ontology annotation, molecular function: acyltransferase activity.